Molecule: messenger RNA, 3591 nt
Organism: Enterobius vermicularis (human pinworm)
Lineage: Eukaryota; Metazoa; Nematoda; Chromadorea; Rhabditida; Oxyuridae
Source: the annotation of a GenBank genome assembly
UUGCUUUAUAUUUACUUCUUCGACAUUUAUAUUAUCAAACUAUUCUUUCUCCUAGGUCUUCACGCGCAGGGAAGAAAAAGGAAAGCCUCAGAACUUGUAAACGAUCAGGAGGAGGGGGAAAGGCGGCAGGAAAAAGAGGUUUUUGAUGAAACAGCCACAGAUGCACAAGAUGUGAACCUUAGAAAAAGUGGUUCUGAACCUGAUAAAGAAAUGCCCACGCGUACGAGUUCUAGAAUUAGGAAGCCUACUUUACGGUUAAAAGAGAUGAUGGAGACUGAAAAGAUAUUAAAGCAUCCGAAGCGGGACCCUAUCAAGAAGGAAGCAGUGGAUGAAGAUAGCGAAGAAAUUGUCGUUGAUAUUUUGACAUCUGAUGGGAAUGAUCAGUUUUCUGUCCUGGAAAGCGGUGCAGCCCCGGAAAUUUCAGCCGUUCCGCCAGCUGUCGAGCAUGAAGAAGUGUUAGAAAGUGGCAUCGAACCUCGCCCUGUAGAAGUAGCCAGAGCAGUGGAAGGUCGAGUAAAUGGUAGGAAUAAUGAGGGACAGAGACCUGAUUUGGGGCCAGUAAUGGAGGUUACCGAAGAAACAGUGAUUGUAGAUGAACCAGAUUUUCGCGGUCAGCAAAUCGUUGAAGAGGUUGAGACAGCUCGAGUAAUUCAGCAUCCGUACAGAGAUGAAUACAAUGGAAGAAUGCACAUGCGCCAACCAGUGCAGUACAGGCCAUCGUCUCGUGGGAUGAGUUAUCAUCCGGAUAGGCCGUUUAUUCCCGCAGCAGCUCCUUUGCUUACUACUGAUAGAACAAAUACAAGAGUGAUUAAGAGGAUGAAACCUGAAGAAAGAGAAGCGAAAGAAGCCGCAGAAAGGUUGGCUGCUGCUUCAGCUGCUGCGCAAAUCGCACGGGAUUCUGAAAGGCGUCGAUUUAACAGCACCGCCAUGCGCCCUAUGCCUUCUUUUCACAGUAAUCGACCAGAAGAUCACCGCCCGUACGCGACAACAUAUCAGUUUUCCACGAGGCAUUCGAGACGGCCAUAUUCGCAACCUGAGCAGGAUGUAAUCGGUCGUGGCGUUCGAGUAAGAAGUUCAGGUAUACCUGGUCGGUAUAGUGAACAAACAAUUACACGUGAAGCCGACGGAGGCGAACAGAUAAUUGUUACUCAAAACGGCGAUGAGCAUGAAGCAAUUAUCGCCGAAGAACAGGUUAGUGCAGAAGAUGCAGAAAUGAUUUUCACUGAGGAACAGUUAGAGGGACAGUUGGCAAAUCAGAGUUCUAUGAAACCCACAUCAAGUCACCGUCAAAGCGUGCAAGCUGAGAAGUGUGACAAAUUUGCAAAAACUGAAAAGGCGGAGAGAGGAGAAGUCGGAGAGGAUGAAGAUGAUGCUCCGCCUCAGCUGGUUCCUGAAGAAGGACCUGGUCCUGAGGAAAUCAUGCAAAUGGAACAGAUGGAAAAGUUUCAAGAGACAGAGUAUAUUGAUGGUAUGGGGGAAGUAAUUAGAGUGCAGUCGCCCGGUGGUACGCAACAGUAUGUGCAAAUUCAACAAGAGGAUGCUAUAUUUGUGGAUGAAAAUGGGACGAUUGUUGAGGAGCCAGCCCAACAGGAUCUGCGUGCCGUGGAAUUCAAUUUUUUGGAUAGUAAGAAUAUUUGUUGUGGAUUGUGUGGCGAAAUUGUUCCAUAUGAUCUCCUCAUGUCAGAACAUUUACCAGUGCAACAUCCGGAGGUUAUUGGUGAUGACAACUUAGAUUUAGAAGAGAUACCCUACGAAGUUUGGUUGAGAGACAAAUUGAACAGUGAGAGAAAGCAAUUAGAAAAUGGAUUUCACUCCGGUAGUUACGAAACUAAUCGAGUCGCUAGAUCCACGAGGACUUUGAGAAGAGUUUCACAAGUGCGAGUUAAUCCAAAUGAAAUGACACUAGCUCAGCUUGACGCUGCUCUGAAGAAAAAGAUGAUCGAAAAAAUGGGGAGAAAAGUUCCCGUCGCUCUUGUGGACAAGCAGCAUGCUCGCUGUGGCAUAUGUAAUGCUGUUGUUUCGCUGAAUCGAAAAUUUGAAGUUGUGCAUCUUGUGAGACAUUUUAAUGCAUGGCACCCUUCAGCACAUCGUUGUGCUGGGACUUGGAAAGACCGGCAGCAGCAACCUGGACAAGGGAAACCACUUUCGAUGCAGGAUUUUGCUGUUGUCGAUACCACUUUAGAGGGUGGCGAUAACAUACAAUGUAUUUGGUGUGGAAUGUUUAUGGACGCUUCUGCGUUAGCUAUGCAUUUUUCGGAACUACAUCCGGAUGAUGUUGAAGUGCCGAAGUGUAAUUUGUGUCUCCAGGAACUUGUAAUUAAUGCUCGAUUGACGGAGAAAUAUGGAGACGAUUUCAUGGUUUCGUUGCCCGAUGAGCGUCAUAUCAGAUGUGGGAAGUACGACACUAUGCAUACAUCUGAAGCUUUGCUAGAUCGCGCUAUUGAAAAGCGCCUUAAAAGGAUGCAGUUGAUGGGUGAAAGUGGAGAAGUUUUUGGUGAUGAAGAUGAAGAUGAGAACGAUGAAGAAACUGGAACUGGUCCAGAGGCAUAUUUAAAUAGUAGAAUGAGUUUUGGGCGUAGAAGCAAACCAAAAAGACACUUUAUCAUGCCUGCUCUGAGACAAGCUGCCCCAAUUGGGAGUCGUUUUGUCGAGCCUGUAACGGAGUGCCAUUGGAAGUGUAAACUCUGUGGUGCGGAUAUUUUAGCAGCUGUGAUCUCUGCUGGUGCUAUACGGCAUUUUCAUUUAGCACAUCCAGAUGAUCUCAAAGAUAUGCAGUACGAAUUGUGUAAGGCUCGUUUGGAGCGCGUUUCUGAUGGUUGUAUGGAAUUUGUUCACCCACAACUUAUUGAGUGUUUAGUUUGUAAUAUGACUUAUCCCCUCCACAAACCUUUCAAUAUGUGCCGUGCAAUCAGACAUUUAAAAUCUAAACAUCCUGAUGUAAUGCCAGAAUAUGCUGGGACUAGAGAACAGGAAAGGGUCUGUAAUAUUUUUUUUCUUAGACUGAACAAAAGUUUGUGGAGCUGUAAGUCGGGUGUGAAUCUUGAGUGGCAAACGAGUAAAAGAAUCGUAUUUUUGUUUCAAUGGGAUGUAUUUCUCAUCCAAGUUUUUUCUAUUUUAGGGGAGGAGUCUAAUAAUGGAUAUAUUACUGAUCCUGAAACGAUUGCUUCUUUGAAAGAGCAGUAUAACGUCGAAUUUGAACGGGUACAAGCGCUUGAAGGUGCUAAUGGUGAACGAGUUUAUGUCCUAAUGGCGGAAGGUGAAGAAGUUGAUCAGGAGAUGGUGGCACAGUUAGCAGCUUCUAUCUCUGAAGAAAACGCACCUCAGAAGUCUGAUGGAGCUUCUGUAUCUGCGGAGGCUGACAGCAGUAAGGAAAUGGUAGUUAUAACUGCAAUACUUGGCUUUUAUAAUACGUCUACCGAUCAGAAUGAUAGGUCACCUGAGCAGUUUAUCGUAGAACCUGAUACCGACGUUGUUGCAGAAGGAUUGUAUUUUGAUACACUAUUUUUUGCAGAUGCUGUUCGAUGCCAGGUGAAACCGGAAAAAUCAAAUGAAGCUCAGGUUGUAGCAACUGAGAAGGCCAUUGAAGUUUGA